This is a messenger RNA of Alternaria rosae, 940 nucleotides long. RefSeq lists its product as uncharacterized. The coding region runs from base 208 to 630 and encodes 140 amino acids. Gene Ontology annotation, cellular component: BLOC-1 complex. The transcript has 2 exons. Lineage: Eukaryota; Fungi; Ascomycota; Dothideomycetes; Pleosporales; Pleosporaceae. Gene Ontology annotation, biological process: endosome organization. The record is from RefSeq and is a predicted model, not a curated record.
GGCGCAUCUCACUCGCCCUUUCGUCCCAAACCACAUCAGCGUGCAUAUCUCCCCUUCCUCCUCCACGCAGGCCUGCUGCAACGUUUCCCAGCAGUCGUAGCCCACUAGUAACAAUUGCUCCACCCGCAUCCUCUCCAGCCGUCGCACACGCGGAAGCCAGGGCGCAGACUUCCCGAUCGACCAUGUUCUUAAGAUAAUUAUGUGCACAUGUCCGCCAUCCCAGUGUCUGACCUGGGCCUCAACUCGAGCGAGAGCAGAUAUCUCCAGCAGCAAAUCGCCGCCUCGCAGCAAGGCUCCAAUUCCUCGCGCGCUGCCUCUCACGCCUCCAGCCAAGGCCGUCUCCUCCUGGAUCCUUCUAGUUUGCAGGCGCUCAGCGCCCACUUUGACCGUUUGAUGUACUCCAUCCAGCAGCGCUGGCAGUAUCUCACCCAGCAGACACAAACAGCAACCCAAAUACAGUACGACCGCGCUGGCAACGCCAUGCAAAUGGCCGACGCUGAAAUCGCCCGCUUCCGUGCCAUCCUCCGCGAAAUCGACGAGCUUCAAGUGGAAUUCGACAAAGUCCGUCGCAUUGGAGAGAUCGUCAAGGGCUUCAAGUCGCGCGUCGACCGUCUAGACCGCCGGAUAUGAACGCAUUCCAGUGCGCUGGACCGGCACCUCCCAGUACCGCAAGCUACCUUACACCCACCGACCUACCUACACUCCUUUACCACUACGAACAGACAUACCUCGUCCCCAAGGACGCACACACACUAUACCUACUAAGAAUGGAAAGCCUCGCGGCAUGGAAAACACUGGGGGAUACCUGAGAAAUUGGAAAGCCUCACGGCUAAUGGCGUUUCGGUUGCCUUUUGCAGGAUGUUUUGCUUUUGGGGAUACCCACGUCUUGUUUUGCUCGUGUCUCAGUUUGAUUCGUAUACCAUACCCAUCUCGUGUCGUU